AGGGAUAUAGGAGGGGGGUCGGUGAGGGAGAGAAGAGGGGCAGAGAGGCGCUCAAGUGUUGUUGUUGUUGUUGUAGAGAAGAAGCAGCAGGUCGGGCGUGCUACUCUCUGGGCUUCACACUGAAAAUAUGAGCGCAAUCUUCGAAGCUAGUAAUAACUGAGAAACCACACCUUCAGCAUGUGUGUCGACUGGGAUAUGAUAAUUUUCCAGCCCUAGGCGGGAUGUCCCACCUUCCGGUGGCCACCCUUUCCCUCCCCUCCUCAGCUGCUCUGCAUUGUUUCAUGGGAUACAUCUGUCUACUGCCAACAUACAACUGUGAUUACUGAAUGUUCAUUUAAUUACCAGAAGAUUUGAAAGACUUAAGUGCGCUUCAAAAGUGGUCUAAGGAAUUAGUUUUAAUUUAAUACUGUACAUCUUUACUGUAUACAUAUACAGUAUAUGUGCAUCAUCAAUAUUGUACCUAAGGUUAUGUUGUAUUUUGAUGAUAAAUAAGUUAAAGGUUUGUUGUACAGAGGUUUGAAAGGUCCCUCAUUCUUGCUGCUAUAUUGUCUGUACAAUAUUGUACUGUAUUAUAUAUCUUACAUUUUCAAGGACAGAAAGUCAGGUAUCUGAUGCCAGUUGACAUCCAUCUUGCUUAUUAGAUAAAAAAAAAAAAAAAGGCAUAUAUGAUUUCAGUUAAUACAUUUUUUGGUAUUUGUAGCAAUUUAGUUUUGAUUAUGCUAGUUGUUCAACGUUAUCGAACUUUAAUUCACUGUUUAUUCAUUGUGAAAUUACCUCGAGUAACACUGAAAAUGAUGAUUAUAUUUUGAGUGUGACAGUUCUUCCCAGGGACUUGCAGCAGCAUCUUGAAUUAAGCUGUGAUAAUUAGUAGAGAUAAUCGUGAGCCUAGUGUUGACACUAAGGUAGUGAUCAAGAGUACCUGCAGAUAUAGCCAAUUAUUCAAUAUUCCUCUCAGUCAUGACUGUUUAACCGAUGAAAUGUUAGCGUGGAUGGUUCAUUGAUGUGUUGCUUCCAUAGGUAACGACAGAUUGUGUAUUUGUGACAUCAUGUAGCUCUAUAGUGGUUGAAUGAAAGUUAGAUUUUAGUUAUUAAGGCAUACAUAAGCUCAUUAAAGUUAACAGUAUCAUGAAUGGUAUCUUAAUGUUCUCAUUUAAUCAGAAACCAUUACUGGUAGUUGUGAAACCAUAACUAAUAUUUUGAUUGACUUUGUACAGUACUUCCAUGGAUUUCAUUGCACACCUUAAAAGUUAAUAGGUAAUUCAAAAGAAAAUAUUUAUUAUAAUUUUCAGAUAUUUGUAGUGUAUACAGUUGAUUACAUACAUAAUAUAUUAUGCUCUUAAUAAAAGCAAUUUCUCUUAAAAAAGGAUUAUAUCUAGUGACAAAAUGUUUCUUUAAUUAAGACGUAUAAACUAACACCAGAUAUGCUUCAGGGUUGACUUGCGUGACAAAAAACUGUGCAGAACUUGUAUUAACUCUUAUUGUUUAAUUUAAUUAAACGUAAAGCAUUAUUGGUAAGGUUGUAUCUCUCUUAAGUUGUAUAUUGUGUUUACAUUUAGUUAAGUGUCACUCUCAUCAUCUUUGUAGUGAAAAAGGCACUUUAAGAUGGUAUUAGUGGGUCAUUAUCACAUGGGAGGAGUGUUGGGACGAGGGAAGUUUGGAUGGGUGUCACGGGCCACACAUCAGGUAGUUGGUUACCAGGUGGCAGUGAAGCACCAGCCAUGGGCAGUAGGUGGGAUGGGAUGUGGAGGGAAAUCUGGGGAACACGCAGAUUGUCAGCACGUGGAGGAAACACGGUGGCGUGCAGCUUUAGAGAAUGAAGCAGCUCUUCUGGCUCGAGUUUCACACCCGUCUGUUGUUGCUUUAUUGGAGGUGAUGCGUGGACCUACUGGUCUGUAUGUAUGCCUUGAAGACCUUGGUGAUACCACUCUUGCUGCUCUGGUAACUCAACAUUUUGAGAGAAAUUGCAUUGGUCUUGCUGAACCUAUUGCUGCAAUAAUUUUUAGUCAAGUGGCUGCUGGUUUACAUCAUUUGCAUAACCAGGGUAUAUUACACAGAGAUGUAAAGCCGGAAAACAUCAUGGUUGUACCGGGUAAAACACUGCUGGCUCCAAUUGCAAAAUUAAUUGACUUGGGUUUAGCUGCAGCAUGGGAGCCCUCCUCACCUUUGACAACUGCCAGAACUCGGGCAGGAACUGUUUGUUACAUGGCUCCUGAGCUCACAUCAUCAGCACAUGAAUAUGGCCCAGAAGUGGAUGUGUUCAGUUUAGGUGCUUCACUGUAUUUUACUUUAGUAGGGGAAGUACCCUUCAGUGAAUAUGUGCGAAAUGGAUGUCGAGGCACUACAUCGUUAUUUGGUCUUCAGUUACAUCACGAGGAAGCUUUGGAUGCUUUAACACCUCAGGCAGCUGUUGUACUGCGUGCCAUGCUUCAAACAAACCCUAAAUGUAGGUGGUCUCUUCCAAGAGUGGCCGAGCAUCAUUGGUUUUGCAAUCAAUGCUCUACUUCUGUUGCCCUGAGCCAGCAUCGUUGUUCUCUAAUUAGAGGCAAAGGUGUUAUCUUUGAACUAGAUAGUGUAUCUAAUGUUGCUGAGAGUGAAAAGUCUGUUUUAAAUCAUUGUCAAUUUGUUAAAUUUGGCACUAAUAUUGAGAGAUAUGGAGAAGUAAUAAGUGGUGAGAGUUGUAAAUGUUUGCCCACCUCUGCUAAAAGCUAUGACAUACGCAACAAUGUGGACGAUAAUGGGAGUAGCAGUAACAAUAUUGUUAAUGUUGAUGGUGACAGAAAACGUUGUUACUUGAUAAAUAUGCAGUGUGUAGGGCGUGUAUCUUCGCUCUUGCAGAAAGAUUCCGAUGAUGUAUUACAGCAUCUGGGAGAGGAACCGUGGGGCCCUGUUGGCGGCAUGUAUAAUCUGUUGCUUCAUACCACACAUACUGAUGAUCAUACUUUAGUAUUAUAGGUAGGUCUAUUUUUAUUAUAAUCCAACAUUUCAUUGCACUGUUCAGUACUGAUAUGACUAAAGCUGACGAUUUUGUGGUUUUAGAAAUAUGAUUGUGUAUUUCUGAACAUAUUUGGUUAAUACAGUAUUACAGAGUAUACAAAUAAGGAUAUGCUAACUUAAGAUAUUAUCUCUGGAUUUGUACACACAAAAAUUCUGAACAAAAUAUUUCAUGUUAAACAAAGUUUAAAUUAAUGAUGAGAUUAUUUGGGAAAAUCUGCAUUUAGUUCAGUUACUAUAUUUUUGUAUUAAUGAAAUAAUAAUUAAACCUUGAUAAGAUUAUUUAUUAAGAACAGUGCUGACGUUUUUGUUUUUUCUUUGUGCUAAAUAAUAAUUCCUGUAUAAUUAAGUACAAUAUUACAGUACACUGGAAUGUAAGUCUACGUAACUACUGUAACGUGUGUGUAACUAUAGCACAUGAGUAGUUAGUUUGUAAUGAUUACAUUGCCAUGGUAGCUUGAUGCAAUGUCAUUUUUAAGUUGUAAAACUUAUUUUUUAUUGAUGUUUAUAGAAGUUUUUAUUAAAGCAUUUGUGUA
Molecule: messenger RNA, 3527 nt
Organism: Procambarus clarkii (red swamp crayfish)
Lineage: Eukaryota; Metazoa; Arthropoda; Malacostraca; Decapoda; Cambaridae
Product: 5'-AMP-activated protein kinase catalytic subunit alpha-1
Biological process (GO): protein phosphorylation; intracellular signal transduction
Cellular component (GO): cytoplasm
Molecular function (GO): ATP binding; protein serine/threonine kinase activity
Source: RefSeq, a predicted model, not a curated record